This is a messenger RNA of Spinacia oleracea (spinach), 3046 nucleotides long. Its product is annotated as WEB family protein At5g55860-like. Bases 1035 to 2810 code for a protein of 591 amino acids. Gene Ontology annotation, biological process: chloroplast avoidance movement; chloroplast accumulation movement. The record is from RefSeq and is a predicted model, not a curated record. Gene Ontology annotation, cellular component: cytosol. The transcript is spliced from 2 exons. NCBI's taxonomy places the organism in Eukaryota, Viridiplantae, Streptophyta, Magnoliopsida, Caryophyllales, Amaranthaceae.
AACAAAUGAACUACAGCACAAAGACAUAUUAUUGCAUUGACUUGUUUUUUUUCCUGUUCUUAUUCUAUAGUCCCAACGUAAUCAUAUAUUUCCUCGCACUUCCUGUUUCUUUUUUAAUUGCAUCAUUUGAUAUUUCACGCUCGUCAAUGCAAAACUUUAGCCUCUAAUAUCUCUACUUAUAUGUUAGAUAAAAUUAUAGAAAGUUGAUAUUUUGAAAAUAUAUAUCGGGACGAAUCUAAUAAGAUCACACGUAACUGUAUAAUUCCUUAUGUAUAAAUAAAUAAAAAAUGAAAAAGCGAGGUGUGUGAAUAGUGUAAAACUGCAAAUAGUACGAUUAAAAAAAAUCAUAGGAAGUAUAUGAUUAGUGGAAAUUGAGUGUCAAGUUUGUUUGUUGUUUUAUUUAUUUAAUUGCGUGAGUGUAGGAAUUAGGUCAAAGCACACACUAAGUUUAGUUAGUACCAUCCAAAGCAUAUCUUAAUUUAAACAACUUCUCUCUUCUCAAAAUAGUAGUAUAUUGUCCAACAAUGUAGGCUUUCUUUAGCAAAAUUUGUGUUUAGUCUCCCUAAUAUGUGUGGCUCCCAUUUCUCCUCUCUUCUCUUGGUUUUUUUCCCUUCUCCUUUUGCAUCUUAUUGUAGUCCAGUAGUGCACAUUUCCGCUCUAAUCUCUCUUUUCUCUUGCAUUUCAAUUCUCAUUCAUCAUUUACAUGCCAACUUGAAUUCAUGAUCAUAAUUAUGGGCAUUCACAAACGUCGUUAUGAAGAUAAUAUUUUAGAAGUGUACUCGAUACAUUAAUCCUCCCUUUCCUUUUUCCGAUACAUUAAUCUCCUUUUCUCUUUAGGUUUGCUUAUCUCUACCAACAAUAUAAUUCUAUUAUCAAUAUACACAUUUGUUCCAUACAUGCAUUCAUCAAUCAUGAGAAUUUGAUGUUUGCAACCUAUUUGUCAGGUUGAUUUUUAUUUUUUUAGUUAACAAAGUUAGGGUGCAUUAUAAAUUAAUCCACCACUUCAUCACAUAUUAAUACAUCAUUCACCGAACAUGGUGAACAUAAUAAGAACACGGCAGAAUUCCAUGGGAGGCUCUCCGAGGGCAGCCGAGGUAGGAGAGAUAGAUACCAAAGCUCCUUUUCAAUCUGUCAAAGCUGCUGUUAGUCUCUUUGUUGAAGCAUCAUCCUUCUCUCCUAAAGCCGCCAAACCUAAUAUUACCAAGAAGUCCAAACCUCAAGCUCAGGUAGAACUAAUAGACAAGGAUGCAGAGUUACAUAUUGCCUUGAACGAGCUGAAAAGGUUGAAGGAGCAACUGAGAGGAGCCGAAUUAGAAAAAAGCAAAGCCCUACCUGAACUCGACAAGGCUAGAAGGACUCUUGAUGAACUCAAACAAAGAUUGAAAACCAUCAAUGAAUCCAAGCAGUCCAUACUUGAAUCUUCAGAAGCUCUUAAGGUUAGGGAUAGGGAGCUUGAAGAGGCAAUAUCAUCUAGUGUUAAUGUUCAAGAUGUAAUUGAUAUUGUACAACAAGAUUUGGACGCCACCACGGAGGAGUACAACGCUGCCAUCUUGGAGCUUGAUGCCUCUAAACAACAGCUCAGCAGUGUACGUAGGGAAUUAGAUGCGACAUUAGAAGCUAAAACUACUGCUUUCCGCAUUUCACAAAAAGCAGAUGCAGAAGCAGAAGCUCACCGACAGAGAAUCAGCGACCUUACCAAGCAGAUAUCUAGCAUGCAGGAAGAAUUAGCUAACAUCAAGUCUUCUGCUAGAGAUGCGGAGAAGGAGCACCAGGAUCGUUUAGCAAAGAAACAUGAUGAGAUAUGUUUUGGUAGACUUUCCAAGGAAGAGUUGGAAGGUAAACUGCUUGUUCUGAAGAAUGAACACCAAUCGCUACUAGAGGAUGAAAAUCUGCAGCUGAAACUUGUAGAAACUAAAGCUGAAAUAUUAUAUCUUGAAGAAAAGCUAUCAAAAGCCCGAGCUGCUUAUUUAGAAUCUGAGAAAGCAACAAGUUUUGAGCUUGAGAUUGCCAAGAAAACACUAGAGCAGGUAGCAGAGGAGAAGAUAUCUCUACAAAAUUCAGUGGAAUCCCUCAAGCAAGAGCUACAAUAUGUUGGGAAGGAAUUAGCAGAGCAAAAGCAUAAACAGGAGGAAGUAGAUGCUUUAAUCAAUAAGCUCCGAGCUGAACUAGAUGAUAACAAGAAUGUGCUUGAAGUUGGCGUUGUAAAUAAAACAAGUGCAGCAGAUGUCUCUGAUGAUAUGGCCAUAUUGAUAGAACAACUGUCAAUUGAAACUGAGAGAUCAAAUCAAGGAACUCAGGAGAUGAACAAGAAAAUAGAGCAGCAGAAACAAGAAACCAAAACUGCCAUAGAGAUGAUAGCAGAUAUGGAAUUUAAGCUCACACGUCUGCUGAAAGAGGUAGAAGAAGCCAAAGCAGCAGAAAGAGCUGCUCAAGAUGAGAUUAAAGCACUCUCUGAAAGACCUGAAGAAUCAACUUCUGAAACCAAUGGAAAGAUUAAGUUGUCAAUUGAAGAUCACAAUUCCUUGAUGGAGAAGGUUGAUGAAUCGGAAAAGUUAGCUGAUAUAAAAGUAACUGCAAACCUAGCUCUAGUAGAAGCCCUAGUUGCAAGCCAAAAGGAAGCGGCUCAAAAGUAUGAAGCUGUUUCAAUUGAGAUAGAAGAACUAAAGAUGAAAGAAGAGGAGGUUGUAAAGACUGCUGAGAUGGCUGAGGCAGCAAAGAGUGUUUUGGAAGUGGAGCUGCAUCGGAUGUAUCAACAAGAGCAAAACAAUCAAACAACUCAACCUGAAUUGACACCUGAGGGCCAUACGUAGGACCUGUUACAAAGAAUUCCACUGGUGUAUUUCUUGUACUGCAAUCUGUUUGAGUGAGACAGUCCAAUUUUGUGUAGUUCAGACUUAAUAGUUCUUGAGUGAUGUCAGUUUGAUCUGUAUAGACCUCAGGUAAAUGUAACAGAUAAAAUUCUUGAUUAACUACCCCAGAUUUUUACGAGUAAAGACUGCUAGUUGAUGUAGUUGUAGAGCUGUUAAUGAAACGAGUGAUUAUAAAA